Musa acuminata AAA Group (dessert banana) is the source of this 1345-nucleotide messenger RNA. RefSeq lists its product as uncharacterized. The transcript has 2 exons. The coding region runs from base 177 to 692 and encodes 171 amino acids. The record is from RefSeq and is a predicted model, not a curated record. Lineage: Eukaryota; Viridiplantae; Streptophyta; Magnoliopsida; Zingiberales; Musaceae.
GUUGCAGUAUUCCUACCCUCGAUUCAACGUAACACUAGCAAUCACUCACCUGACAACCACGUCACCACUCUCCGCUUCUACCCACGCCGAGCCCGGGCGGUCCCGCGUCCCACUUUAAAAGCCCCCGACCGGUCUUCUCCAUCUUGAUCUCGUCGUGUCUCACCCGCUGCAGCGGCAUGAGUGGGUUCACAGAGCUCGGCUUCGCUCUCAUCAUAUUCUUGUCCCUCUCCCUUCUAGGGUUAGCCGCCGAGCUCAUCUACCUCCUCCACCGCCGGCGGCGGAGGUGGCUCCUUCAGCAAUCCACUGCCGAUCCCGAGCUCGGCGGCGGGCCGUCCUCCGGGGAUCUCCUCCUCCACGUCCUCUGCUUCGAGCCCCGCUCCCGGGUCGAGCCCGCCUGCGCUGCCCCGUCCUUCGCUCAUCCCUCCGCCGCCGCCAAUCCUGCUUCGCCGAAGCCCCCGGUAGAUCCCGCGGAGGCGGAGUCGGAUUCCGACCCAGAGGAGGAGUGCGACUUCGACCGGUGGCGGGCCACGUACUUGGGGCCCUCCCGAGCCCUGUACACCAUCAACGAGGAGGGGGAAGACGACGACGAACAUUGGGAGGAGGCAGAGGAGGAGGAAACGCCAUUCGCGACGCCGUGCUCGUCGCCCGGGUUCUACACUCCGUCGCCAUCUCCGCCCCGCACGAGGGAGUAGGCCAGCGACGACGCCGGGAAACUCUCCCUGGCCGUCCAUCGGAGGUGAGGAUUUAGGGCGCGCUUUGCACGGGGCCGGGACUGUACGGUCGUCCGUACGAAACUAUGAGGAUUGUUAUGAUGGACGUAGUUUUUGGGAUCCAAGUGGCAACCAGGUUCUCACAUCAUGGCCGGGAUGGAUGAUGGAUGAUGGAUGAUGGAUGAUGGAUGACUUUAGAUGCGGAUGAGCAUUCAACAUGCAAACAGCACCGAAACAUUUAUUAGCUUUGACGGAAGCCAACACUCAAAAUCUUUGAACCUCCUGAAAAGUAGGCAUCGGUCAUCUGCAUCCUCCUUUGGGGUGACACCCAUCAUUAUCAAACUGUUCUGUGCCUUUAGCUUUGCAGGUUUGUUUUACUAGUUUGCCCGUCUGCUUUCUUCACCUUUUUGCUUUAGUUUUGUAUCGGUUCCCUCUAAAAUUUCCACUCUCCUAUUUGUUCCCACCCACCGUAUGAGAGAUGUUUGAAUUAUGAUCUUGAAGUAUGCUUCAACUUUGAGGUCGAAUCUUGACUCACUGAUCCACAGCAUUAUAUUAGUCAGAUCAUAUCAUGUGUUUGAAAUCUGUACUUGUCUCUCUUUCAUCUAUUGAACUUUGGAUUCAACUUUGGGUGUCGA